AUGUCAGGCGAACUGCAAACCAUCCCUGCGCGCCAUGGCGUUGCGACAUUUGUGCCGCGCGGCCGCACGAUCAAGGUCAUCAACAUAUAUGGCAAGCAAGUUGUCAGCAUGUGGGCGUUCACGCUAGGCCCACCACCUGAGGACGACGACGACGAUGGUCUGGGAGCUGAAGAGGUUGAAGAGGAGGCAAAGAAGCUGCAGGAGGCUGCUGUUGCGGAGAGCAAAGGCAAGGAGGACCAAUCGAAAAAGACGCAGCCAGCUGCUGAGGAGAAGCAAGAAUCAAAGGCCGAGGACUCUGCAGACUUAGAAGAAGAGAAGAAAGAGCGGCCAGAUGUCAGCAGGGGCGAAGAGUCAAAAGAGCAUGAAGACCCGCCCGAACAAGCACCUGACACACCUGACAACGAGAAGUCCACCGAGGACACUGACAACACAGAAAAGACGGAUGAAAAGACACCGAAACAGCCGUCGAAGCGAACCUGGGCCUCGUACCUCCCAUCCAUACCCUACCGCUCCAAAGGCAAGGGAGACAAGGCAGACAACAAAGAUGCUGAACAGGAGCCUAGCCCCGAGGAGCAGAAAGCGCAGAACGAAGCCAACACGAAGAAGUGGUCUUCGUACAUACCAACUGGCAAGGGCUUCUCAAACUACAUUCCCAAUGUAGAAGUACCCAGCAAGGAGGGCGUGGUCAGCGCGUUCAAGUCGAGCCAUUACCGCGAUCCCAACAAGAGCUAUGCUGAGCAGCUGUACGACUUCUCCAAAACGCCUGUUGGUGCAGGCACGAUCGCUGCUGCCACCGGCUCAGGCUACGCUUCCUCCGUCUACGCCGCCUAUUCCGCGUACUCACAAGUCCACCCCUCGGACUCUUCGCUCCCGCCCAUGGAGUAUCUUUCCCUCCCACACACACGCGCCUCGUCCUACAAGCUCGUCCCCGAAGUCGACGAUACCCUCCUCACCAAUCUGCGCAACCCUAUCAUCACGCUCAUCGAGGAUUCCACGCCCGGUGCCCACGAUACACUCACCGCCGCAUGCGAUGCAAAUCUCUACACGGCUCUUGGCGUCGACAAGCCCGCGGAGCACGGCAGCUGCGCGGAGAACCUUGUGCUUGCGCUCAAAGAGCUGAAUGAGAACGCGGGCCUGAAAGGUACAAAGGCGGUAGGCGCCGACAUCAGCGUCAACAUCGCGCCCACGCCGCUGCACCUCUUCAUGGCGGCGCCCAUCGAGCUCCCAUCGGACGCGAAGACCAGCGGGUCCGGUGCCAAGGGCGCGAGGCUCGCGGUCGAAGAGCCUCAGGGCAAGAAGCGGGUAUUCGUGCGGUUCCGUGCGGAGCGAGACGUAGUCGUCGUCUUCAGCGCGUGUCCCAUGGACGUGGGGCCGCAGAACGGCGGGCGGUGCAUGGCAGCGAAUUUCAUGGUCGAGGAAGCGGACGGCGACAACGACGCCGCGAGCAUCAAGAGCAAGAGCGGAAAGAAGACGACACCGAGGAAGCUCGGGGCCCAGAAAGACGAGUCGAAAUCAAAGGACGCGACCGAGAAGAAGGAAGACGCCGACAAGCCCAAACCGAAGAAACUGAACGCGCCCAACGCACAGGGAGAGGACAAGCGCGCCGAGCGCAAAGAUGCCGAGACGACGCAGCCCGCGUCUAACGACGAGGAGAAGGAGGGAGAGUCUCCACCCGCGGAGACUGAGGAGAAAGUAGAGGCGAAGACUGAGGAGAAGGCAGAAGAGAAGACUGAGGAGAAGGCAGAGAAAGCAGAAGACAAAAGCAGUGAGAAGAGUAGCGAGAAGGGAAGCGACGAGGCGGCGAAACCCAAGAAGAAGCCCAAGAAGCUGCAGGUUCGAUCUAAGCAGUAG
Ascochyta rabiei is the source of this 1851-nucleotide messenger RNA. RefSeq lists its product as uncharacterized. Bases 1 to 1851 code for a protein of 616 amino acids. The transcript has 2 exons. The record is from RefSeq and is a predicted model, not a curated record. NCBI's taxonomy places the organism in Eukaryota, Fungi, Ascomycota, Dothideomycetes, Pleosporales, Didymellaceae.